CAGACCUCUGGAUUUUUGAUUCUACUUUUCAGAAAUAUAAAACACUUGAAAGAUAUCAGGAUGUUGGCUAUGAUGUUACUGACGGUGCUGCUGAUCAGAGCUGGGUGGACUCAGGAACUUGAUUCAGCGGUGUCGUUUACGCAGUGUUCUGAUGGAUAUCGUUUGGACCGUUCAUCUGGACAAUGCAGAGAUAUUAAUGAGUGCCAAACCAUCCCGGAUGCCUGUAAAGGGGACAUGAGAUGCAUCAAUCACAAUGGAGGAUACUUGUGCUUGCCAAGGACUGCUGCUCUCGUCCUGGCAAAUGGACCAUCUAAUCCCACGUACCCUGCAUCUUCAUCGAACGGGCGCACCGAAACUUCUGUCUACCAACCAGCCUCAAUACCCAGGUAUCCUAUUCCACCGAGAUCUCUGGUCUGUCGUUUUGGCUACACCCUGGAUGAGAAUAACAACUGUGUGGAUAUAGAUGAAUGUACAUCAGGAACCCAUCAAUGUAACCCUUCGCAGAUCUGCAUAAAUACUGAGGGAGGCUACAGCUGCUCCUGCACUGAGGGUUAUUGGUUAGUAGAGGGACAGUGUAUGGAUAUUGAUGAAUGUCGACAUGGAUAUUGUCAGCAGCUGUGUGCCAAUAUUGCUGGCUCCUACUCCUGCCAGUGUAAUGCUGGAUUCCUACUGAACGCUGAUGGGAGAUCAUGUCAAGAUGUCGAUGAAUGUGCAGGAGAGAAUCCUUGUAGCCAGCAUUGCAUCAACACCUAUGGUUCCUUCCUUUGUCGCUGUGAUACUGGAUAUGAGUUAAACUCGGACGGAACAGGCUGUGAGGAUAUCAAUGAGUGCAGUUUCUCAGGUUUUCUCUGCCAGCACCGAUGCAUCAAUGAGCCAGGAGAUUACUUCUGUACCUGUCCUGAGGGCUACACUAUGUACAAUGACAACAGGAGUUGCCAAGAUAUUAAUGAGUGCGAGGCUGCAAAUCACACAUGUACAGAAGAGCAAAACUGCUACAACAUUCCAGGAGGAUACAGAUGUCUGCAGUCAGUGAAAUGUCAAGAUCCUUACAUACAGUUGAAUGAAAAUCGUUGUAUGUGUCAUGGGGAGAACCCAGGCUGCACGGAACAGCCAUUCACCAUUUUGUAUAAAUACAUGGACAUUGUGUCAGGAAGAAACGUGCCCUCAGAUAUCUUCCAAAUGCAGGCCACGACACGCUACCCAGGUGCCUACUACAUCUUUCAGAUCAAAUCUGGGAACGAAGGCAGGGAGUUCUACAUGAGGCAAACAGGGCCCGUCAGUGCCACCUUGGUGAUGACCCGCCCAGUCAGCGGACCAAGGGAAAUUGUACUGGAUCUCGAAAUGGUCACUGUGAAUACUGUCAUCAACUUCCGAGGGAGCUCAGUGAUCAGGCUGACUAUCUUUGUAUCUGAAUAUACAUUUUAAACCCCUGAUUUUCCGGGGGUCGCUGGGGUCCAACAUUUGAUCGGUUAUUCAGCUAUGUUUGUUUUAGUGAGUGAAUGAUUCAUUUAUGUCGUUGUGACAGAAGGAUGCUUUUUGUAAUGCAUUUCAACUGUGUAGACUCUUAAUUCUGUUUGUUUUUUCUUCCUGGCAUGGACAGAGAUAUUCGUAUAACAGCCCAUAAACAAAGAUGAAAAGCCUUGAAGCUACAAUAUAUUCAUUAAGGCUUUGAGAGUUCUUAGUAUUUGUUUUGAAACAGUAUAUUCAGGAAGAGUGACUGUAUGUGAAGAGUUGGGGGAAACAGCAAGAGUAGAUAUUUUCCAUUCAGGAAAUGAGUGAGGCUGGCAAGACCACAUCAAGCUUGAAACUCAGAAAAGGUAGUGGUAAACCUUUUCUUUGAACUUCUGAAACUCUUGGUAAAAGUACAAUCCUGAUGUUGUCAGGUGGGAAAUUGGAGGAUUUUGACACAACAGCAUUGAAAUAAUGGUAACUAAUAGAGUCAUAGAGAUGUACAGCAUGGAAACAGACCCUUCGGUCCAACCCAUCCAUGCCGACCAGAUAUCCCAACCCAAUCUAGUCCCAGAACAGCUAUACUAGAUCAGUACCUGGAAUGAGUGGAUUGCCUUAUGAGAAAAGGCGAGAUACACUAGUAUGUAUCCUCUGGAGUUCAGAAGAGUCAGAAGUAACUUAAUCAAAAUAUAAAAGAUCCUGAGGGUACUUGGUUGGGUGGAUGUUGAAAGGAUGUUUCCUCUUGUAGGAGAAUCUCGAACUAUGGUUCAUAUUUUAAAAAUAAGGGGGUCGUCCAUUUAAGACAUGAUGAAACAUUCCCUUCUCUCAUUUGAUUUCUCAAAUGGUGCAGAAUCUUUAAACAUUUUUUGGGAAAGGGUAGUGGACUCUUGAUGACCCAGAAGGUGAAACAUUAUUGGGGGUAUGCAGAAAAGUAGAAUCAAGGUUAAAAUCAGAUCUUAUUGAAUGGUGAAGCAGGUCGAAGGGCCGAGUGGCUUCCUCUUGUUCCUUGUUUGUAUGCAUUCAACACUGUGUGAUUUAAGGGGGAGUUUCAAGUGAUGGUAAUCCCAUUAGAUUGGCAUUUUCUCACCUUUGAUUAGUUGAUAACACAUUUCCUUGUAGGGAUGAAUUCAGGACUCUGGAGUGAGAGGAAAAGAAGGAUAAUUACUAUAAUUUGUGAAAGCAUACUCCCUGAAUUGUCUCUCCUCUUAACAUCCCAUAAUCGUGCUUGCUCCUGUAGUAUAAUCUACAAAAUGUUGACUUCGGUCACAGCCAGGGGCUGUUUUGACAAAUGGUAUGCUUUCAUUAUAUAUUUAAACAAUUGUGCUUCCUAAAACUGUACAUUGCAAUGUUUUUUACAUUCUUAGAGUCAUAGUCAUAGAGUCAUACAGCACAGACCUUUUGGUUCAACCAGUCCAUGCUGAACAUAAUCCAAAA
This is a messenger RNA of Chiloscyllium plagiosum (whitespotted bambooshark), 2883 nucleotides long. It is a transcript of the gene fbln5, whose product is annotated as fibulin 5. Gene Ontology annotation, molecular function: calcium ion binding. NCBI's taxonomy places the organism in Eukaryota, Metazoa, Chordata, Chondrichthyes, Orectolobiformes, Hemiscylliidae. The record is from RefSeq and is a predicted model, not a curated record.